Molecule: messenger RNA, 1449 nt
Organism: Acanthosepion pharaonis
Lineage: Eukaryota; Metazoa; Mollusca; Cephalopoda; Sepiida; Sepiidae
Source: the annotation of a GenBank genome assembly
AUGGAUACAUGUACGCAAACUCACACAAUUUUGUCUAUCUAUCUAUCUAUCUAUCUAUCUAUCUAUCUAUCUAUCAUCUAUCUAUCUAUCUAUCUAUCUAUCUAUCUAUCUAUCUAUCUAUCGAUAGGAAAUUCUUUUUCUUCGAAUGAAUAUUACAAUUCUUCUUUUUCUUCAAAUGAAUAUUACAAUUCUUUUUCUUUUUCUUCUUCAAAUGAAUAUUACAAUUCUUCUUCUUCUUUUUCAAAUCAAUAUUAUAAUUCUUUUUCUUUUUCUUCUUCUUUUCCCUCUUCUUCUUUAAAUGAAUAUUACAGUUCUUUUUCUUCGAAUGAAUAUUACAAUUCUUCUUUUUCUUCAAAUGAAUAUUACAAUUCUUUUUCUUUUUCUUCUUCAAAUGAAUAUUGCAAUUCUUCUUCUUUUUCAAAUCAAUAUUACAAUUCUUUUUCUUUUUCUUCUUCUUUUCCCUCUUCUUCUUUAAAUGAAUAUUACAGUUCUUUUUCUUCGAAUGAAUAUUACAAUUCUUCUUUUUCUUCAAAUGAAUAUUACAAUUCUUUUUCUUUUUCUUCUUCAAAUGAAUAUUGCAAUUCUUCUUUUUCAAAUCAAUAUUACAAUUCUUUUUCUUUUUCUUCUUCUUUUCCCUCUUCUUCUUUAAAUGAAUAUUACAGUUCUUUUUCUUCGAAUGAAUAUUACAAUUCUUCUUUUUCUUCACAUGAAUAUUACAAUUCUUUUUCUUUUUCUUCUUCAAAUGAAUAUUGCAAUUCUUCUUCUUUUUCAAAUCAAUAUUACAAUUCUUUUUCUUUUUCUUCUUCUUUUCCCUCUUCUUCUUUAAAUGAAUAUUACAGUUCUUUUUCUUCGAAUGAAUAUUACAGUUCUUUUUCUUUUUCUUCAAAUGAAUAUUACAAUUCUUUUUCUUUUUCUUCUUCAAAUGAAUAUUACAAUUCUUCUUCUUCUUUUUCAAAUCAAUAUUACAAUUCUUUUUCUUUUUCUUCUUCUUUUCCCUCUUCUUCUUUAAAUGAAUAUUACAAUUACAAUUUUUCCUCUUCUUCUUUAAAUGAAUAUUACAAUUCUUCUUCUUCUUCUUCUUCAAAUGAAUAUUACAAUUCUUCUUCUUCUUCUUCAAAUGAAUAUUACAAUUUUUCUUCUUCAAAUGAAUAUUGCAAUUCUUCUUCUUUUUCAAAUCAAUAUUACAAUUCUUUUUCUUUUUCUUCUUCUUUUCCCUCUUCUUCUUUAAAUGAAUAUUACAAUUACAAUUUUUCCUCUUCUUCUUUAAAUGAAUAUUACAAUUCUUCUUCUUCUUCUUCUUCAAAUGAAUAUUACAAUUCUUCUUCUUCUUCUUCAAAUGAAUAUUACAAUUUUUCUUCUUCAAAUGAAUAUUACAAUUCUUUUUCUUUUUCUUCAAUGAAUAUUACAAUUCUUUUUCUUUUUCUUCUUCUUUUCCCUCUUCUUCUUUAA